AUGGGAUCCUCAGCCUACUCGCCUCUGGAUCAGUUCAUCCAAGCAAAUAAUCCACGCAGGAAAAUUGAGAUCAGGAAGGGGAAUCGUGGAAGACCACGCAGAGCUGAAGAUGAGCCAGGAAUACCUCAGUUGUGUUGGCUUACUGUAAAAAUUAUAGGUAUGAGGAAUCUCCGCAAAGCAGACCUGUUAAGCCAAACUGACUGCUACGUGAGGCUAUGGCUGCCAACAGCUUCACACCAGGAAGUCCGGACAAGAACUGUAUCCAACUGCAGGAACCCUGUCUGGAAUGAAACCUUUCACUUCAUGAUACAGAGUGAAGUGAAGAAUGUGCUGGAGCUGACAGUCUGCGAUGAGGACACCAUCACACCUGAUGAUCAGCUUUUGACUGUUCGCUUUGAUGUAGCUAAAAUCCAACCUGGAGAGAAGGUUCGCCUGAUUUUUGAGUUGAAUCCAGAGAAUCAGGAAGAACUGGAAGUGGAAUUUCUACUGGAUAACAUUCCAGGUGUAUCUGAAAAAAUAGUAACUAAUGGUGUGCUAGUGUCUCGAGAAGUUUCCUGUGUGGAAGUACAAGUGGAUGACACAAAGAUGAGGAGUCCUUACACAAGAGAGGCUAUUGAUUUAAAUGGGAGAAAUUUCACCUUCAUAAUGAAGGGAUCCUAUGAAGAAACACGGAACAUUUCCAUGGGUCCUUCCUGCAGCCAGAGAGGCAGUGAUUCUACCAUGUUCCACUAUAUCAAGUACAGCCAACCCAACCUGGAUGUGAUGUUGCCAAAGGAAUGUUUAUACUGUGGUCAUGAUGCAAACAGGAGGGAAAAAGAUAUAAAUGGUCCUCUAUCUGUGCCUCUGAAUUCUCUGGACCUGGGAAAGAAAAGGACAGUAGUGAGAGAUGCAUCUUAUGAAGUGUCUGUGAAGGAAGAAGAUGGUAGCAAGAAUUUAGAUUUGCGUUUGGGGUUUGAGUUAUGUGCAGAGGAAAAAGAUUUCAUCUGUAAAAGGAAGAAAGUGGUUGCUGCUGCUCUAAAAAAUGUUCUUCAGCUCGAUGAAGAUUUGCAGGAGGAUGAGCAGGUGCCAGUGGUGGCAGUCAUGACCACAGCAGGGGGAGUCCGGUCCAUGACGUCAAUGUUUGGCAGUCUUCUAGCUCUACAGGAGUUAGGUGUUUUGGACUGCAUCUCAUACAUCAGUGGUUUAUCUGCCACAACAUGGACCAUGGCAAAAUUAUAUGAAGACGCAAAUUGGUCACAGAAGAAUCUCAGAGGGCCAAUUGAUGAUAUCCGGAAAUAUGUGAUCAAGAGCAAAUUGCACUGUUUCUCCACAGAUCAUCUGAAAUACUACGAGAAGGAGUUGUGUGAAAGAAAACUAGAGGGGCACAAGCUCUCUUUCACAGAUUUAUGGGGACUCUUCAUUGACUCUAUGCUACACAGUGAGGAAAAUACUCAUAAACUGUCUGAUCAGCAACUGGCAGUGAAUCAGGGGCAGAAUCCGCUGCCCAUUUACCUGUCUCUCAAUGUCAGGGAUAAAUUUAGCACUCUGGAUUUUAAAGAGUGGGUGGAGUUCACGCCUUAUGAGGUGGGUGCCCUGAAAUAUGGGGCCUUUGUUCGCUCAGAGGACUUUGGUAGUGAGUUUUUCAUGGGCCACCUGAUGAAGAAGAUCCCAGAAUCCCGGAUCUGCUUCUUGGAAGGCACGUGGAGUAAUAUAUUUUCCCAGAGUUUUAUGGAUAUUGUCUACCUCUCGGGUCAUUCAGAGGACUUCUGGCACAGAUGGACCAGAGGCACUGAGGAUGACAUUGAGGAGCACCCUGCUCUGCCCACUCGACCUCAUGAGCAGACAACUCGCUUAUCCCUUCCCAAGGGUUACCUUUCCAAUGGUCUUCGAGAAAUGAUGACAGGACGUCCAGCGGUUUCAUACUAUCAUAAUUUCAUCAAGGGCUUGCAGCUACAUAACAAAUAUUUAGAGAAUGAAAGCUUCUGCAUGUGGAAAGAUACAGUGCUUGAUUCUUCUCCCAACCAACUGAAUGCAAUGGAUGACUACCUUAAGCUGGUAGAUACAGCCUUCUUCAUCAAUACCAGCUGCCCACCGUUUUUGAGGCCAGAGAGGAAAGUGGAUGUCAUUUUGCAUUUAAAUUACAGCGGAGGAUCACAGACUCUGCCAUUGGACCUAUUCUCAGAGUACUGUUUAGAGCAAGGGAUCCCAUUCCCCUGCACAGAGCUGAGCCGCGAGGAUCGGGAGCACCUGAAGGAGUGCUAUGUGUUUGAGGACAGCUUAGAGGCACCAGUCUUGGUAUAUUUCCCACUUGUGUGUGAUACCUUCCGAAGAUACAAGGCACCAAAUGUGGAGCGCAGUCCCACAGACAUGGAGCAGGGAAGAGUAGAUGUGUCCAAUAUUUUUGCUCCCUAUGGCACUGGACAGCUUACAUAUACUGAAGGGAAUUUCAACAAGCUGUUGAACCUCUGCAACUACAACAUCCUGAAUAACAAACAUUUGAUUCUUCGGGCUUUGAAAACUGCAGUGGAACGAAAGAAGCGAUUUAAAAAUUGUUCACCACCUCAGUCAUCUGACCUCUCUUAAAGUAUAUUCAGACAAUUCCCGUCUGGAGAUAUACAGAUCUUUUGAUA
Molecule: messenger RNA, 2609 nt
Organism: Centrocercus urophasianus (Greater sage-grouse)
Lineage: Eukaryota; Metazoa; Chordata; Aves; Galliformes; Phasianidae
Product: cytosolic phospholipase A2 epsilon-like
Exons: 21
Coding region: 1-2562 (853 amino acids)
Biological process (GO): glycerophospholipid catabolic process
Cellular component (GO): cytosol
Molecular function (GO): calcium ion binding; calcium-dependent phospholipid binding
Source: RefSeq, a predicted model, not a curated record